Brassica napus (rape) is the source of this 789-nucleotide messenger RNA. RefSeq names its product glutathione S-transferase T3-like. The coding region runs from base 1 to 789 and encodes 262 amino acids. The transcript is spliced from 2 exons. The record is from RefSeq and is a predicted model, not a curated record. NCBI's taxonomy places the organism in Eukaryota, Viridiplantae, Streptophyta, Magnoliopsida, Brassicales, Brassicaceae.
AUGGAUCCUUUUUCCCUUAACUCUCCCGGGUUGGUUAACCUACUAGCUUCCCAGAGCAGUCAAACAAUAGACUUAGGGUGUUCUGAGGUUCCUAAACCUGCGUCAAAGCGAAAGUGGACAACCAAAGAAGACGUUGUGCUGAUCAGUGCUUGGUUGAACACCAGCAAGGAUCCAAUCAUGAGUAAUGAGCAGAAGGCAGCUAAGUUUUGGAAGCGAAUAGAGGAGUAUGUAAAUGCUAGCCCUCUGCUCAUUGGCUCCGUUCCUAGGGAGUGGAGUCAAUGUAAGCAGAGGUGGGGAAGGGUGAAUGAGCAGGUGUGCAAGUUUGUGGGAAGCCAUGAAGCCACUUUGAAGGAGCAAGCGAGUGGCCAAAAUGAGAAUGAUGUCAUGAAGGCUGCCCAUGACAUCUUCUUUAAUGACUAUCAUGUCAAGUUCAGUCUUGAACAUUGUUGGAGGGAGCUUAGGUUUGAUCAAAAAUGGAGAUCACACUCAUUGUCGAAAGAUGGUGCAAAGGAGAAAAUGAAGGAACCUGCGGAGGAGGUGCCUGCCGAGGAAGAUGUUAGGCCUCCUGGUGUUAAGGCUAGCAAAGCAGCCAAAUGCAAGAAGCACGCGAAUGAAGCAGCUUUUGAUCAGAUAGAGAGCAUAUUAGUUGUCAAAAAUAACAUAUCCAAACAGAAAAUCCUUGAUCGUCACGGGUUGCAAGAGGUGGAUGCGUGUGGACGUGGAUGCUUGUUCUUUAUCUCGGUUUCUUUAGGUAUCAGGUCACGGGUUGCAGGAGGUGGAUGCUUGUAG